AUGGUCUCAGAGGCCCAUCAGGAGACGAACGACAGACCCAUUAUAGGUGUCCUCGCUCAGGAAGUUUCCAGAUCCUAUCCCAACAGAACCUCAUACAUCGCUGCCUCCUACAUCAAGUUCCUGGAGUCAGCAGGAGCCAGAGUCGUACCUGUCAGGAUCAACCUGUCACCAGAGGAAUAUCAGACUCUGUUCAGCUCCAUCAACGGCGUCCUCAUCCCAGGCGGCGCGGCCAGCAUUUACUCGUCCGGCUACCAACGAGCGGCUCAGUUCUUCUUUGAGGCGGCCAUCGAGGCUAACAAAGGAGGCGACUACUUCCCGGUGUGGGGGACGUGUCUGGGCUUUGAACAGAUGAUGUAUCUGACCAGUGGAGAGCGGAUUCUGUCUCGAACCAACACCACCGGCAUCGCUCUGCCUCUCAACUUCACCAACGAUGCAAACAGCAGCAGGUUGUUUCAGGGAUUUCCAGCUGAACUGAUGGAGGCUUUAUCCUCUGAGCCACUGACAGAAAACUCUCACAAAUGGAGCGUGACGACGUCGACUUACAAUUCAAUUGACAAACUGAGCAAGUUUUACAAAGUUCUCUCCACAAACAACGAUGGAAAAAUAGAGUUUUUGUCGACCAUUGAAGCCUACGAUUAUCCGAUAUACGCGACCCAGUGGCAUCCAGAGAAAAACCCCUUCGAAUGGAGGAGGCCAUACUACCCUCACUCCCGCUCUGCGAUCCAGAUGACCUUCUACAUGGCGGAGUUCUUUGUGAACGAAGCCAAGAAAAACUUUCACAAAUUUGCAUCUGAGGAGGAAGAAAGAGACGCGCUGAUCUACAACUACAGUCCGGUUUACGCUCAGCCGUCCAGCAUAUUUGAGCAAAUCUAUUUCUUUGACUGA
Messenger RNA from Salarias fasciatus (jewelled blenny), 885 nucleotides. RefSeq names its product gamma-glutamyl hydrolase-like. The transcript is spliced from 10 exons. Lineage: Eukaryota; Metazoa; Chordata; Actinopteri; Blenniiformes; Blenniidae. The record is from RefSeq and is a predicted model, not a curated record. Gene Ontology annotation, biological process: tetrahydrofolylpolyglutamate metabolic process. Gene Ontology annotation, molecular function: gamma-glutamyl-peptidase activity. Gene Ontology annotation, cellular component: vacuole. The coding region runs from base 1 to 885 and encodes 294 amino acids.